Molecule: messenger RNA, 1052 nt
Organism: Triticum dicoccoides
Lineage: Eukaryota; Viridiplantae; Streptophyta; Magnoliopsida; Poales; Poaceae
Product: xylanase inhibitor protein 1-like
Exons: 1
Coding region: 26-949 (307 amino acids)
Biological process (GO): carbohydrate metabolic process
Cellular component (GO): extracellular region
Molecular function (GO): chitinase activity
Source: RefSeq, a predicted model, not a curated record
AACCAUCUCACUGCAAACCUCCGCAAUGGCGUUCCGACGCCCUCUCGCUCUCCACCCGCUCGUGAUCGCCUUCGUGCUGGUCUCCUGUCUCGCCGGCACCGCCAACGCGAAGCAGACGGGCCAGCUGACCGUGUUCUGGGGCCGGAACGCCGGCGAGGGCACGCUGCGCGAGGCCUGCGACACGGGGCUCUACUCCACCGUCGUCAUCUCCUUCUACAGCGUCUUCGGGCACGGCCGCUACUGGGGCGACCUCUCCGGCCACCCUCUCGCCGGCGUCGGUGCCGACAUCAAGCACUGCCAGUCCAGGAACAUCCUCGUUCUCCUCUCCAUCGGCGGGCCCGGGAACGGCUACUUCCUCCCGUCCUCGGCCUCCGCCGCAGCCGUCGCCGACAACCUCUGGAACGCGCACCUCGGCGGGCGCCGGAACGGCGUGUACCGCCCGUUCGGUGACGCCGCCGUCGACGGCAUCGACUUCUACAUCGACCAGGGCGCCCCCGACCACUACGACGAGCUGGCCAGCCGCCUUGAUGGGUACAACCGGUUCUACCGCGGCCGGAAGGGUGUGCGCCUGACGGCGACGCCGCGGUGCGGGUUGCCCGACCCCCGCCUGGGGGCGGCGCUCCGGACGGGGCUGUUCGAGCGCAUCCACGUCAGGUUCUACGGCAACGACUCAUGCUCGCUGGGGAAGGGCGGGACGUACGGCGUGGUAGAGCAGUGGGAGAAGUGGACGGCGGCGUUCCCGAGGACGCAGGUGUACCUGGGCCUCGCGCCGGCGGAGAGCGGCGUGCCGGAGGGGGCGCAGGGCACCGUCGCCGUUUACCUCAAGUACCUGUACUACGACCUGCUGCCCAAGGUGCAGAAGGCGAACAACUAUGGCGGGGUCAUGGUCUGGGACAGGUUCACCGACAAGAAGACACGCUGGAGCAGCGUCGUCAGUGGAUGGGCCUGAUCGUAUAUAUCGCUGGUUUACAGCUUUUUUAGAAAAGGGAUCGCUGGUUUACAGCUACGGAUCGGAGUGUAUUACUACUACUGUGUAUAUGCGUAUGUACGAA